This is a messenger RNA of Zingiber officinale, 818 nucleotides long. RefSeq names its product sm-like protein LSM7. Gene Ontology annotation, biological process: nuclear-transcribed mRNA catabolic process; mRNA splicing, via spliceosome. Gene Ontology annotation, cellular component: U2-type prespliceosome; U6 snRNP; Lsm1-7-Pat1 complex. Lineage: Eukaryota; Viridiplantae; Streptophyta; Magnoliopsida; Zingiberales; Zingiberaceae. The coding region runs from base 336 to 635 and encodes 99 amino acids. The transcript has 7 exons. The record is from RefSeq and is a predicted model, not a curated record. Gene Ontology annotation, molecular function: RNA binding.
CUGUCAAUCGAUUUGGUCUAGCAGAUUAGGGAUUUGCGGAAACAAAACCACCACUUCUCCCUCUCCUCUCUCUCUCGUGCGACUCUCGCCCCUUUCGACGAGUUGCGUGCGAGAUCCCUGCCUUAGCCGAGCAUCACCGGCACAUCGUGGAACCCACAUUUCUCCUCUUUCCCCGCGUGAACAGCAGUCUUUUUCGCCCUCCUUCGUCUCUUGAGAAACAGCGACACCGGUAACGACAUCGAAUUGCGGGGAUCACGAUGAAACAGGUGCCAGGGUGCUUUCCAGCAAGUUACUCAUUGAAAGUCAUUGGGCUUGCAGGGAAUCUGUAGUGCAAGAUGUCAGGCAGGAAGGAAACAGUUCUAGAUUUGGCAAAGUUCAUCGACAAGGGUGUCCAAGUGAAGCUGACAGGGGGAAGACAAGUGAUGGGGACUUUAAAAGGCUAUGAUCAGCUGCUUAACUUGGUGCUAGAUGAAGCUAUAGAGUUUCUCAGAGAUCCUGAUGAUCCACUGAAGACGACAGACCAGACAAGACGCCUUGGCCUUAUAAUAUGUAGGGGGACUGCCGUAAUGCUCGUGUCUCCAACUGAUGGAACAGAGGAAAUUGCAAACCCCUUUAUCCAGCCAGAUGGAGCUUAAAUUUCAAGUUUUAAACACUGCAUGAUUGGCCAUUUUCGCUGUCUAAUAUUUAAUGGCCCGUCACUUGCUUUUUAAUUCCCCAAAAAAGAGGGAAAAUUCUACUGCAAAUUCUGAGAAUUUCCAUGAUGUUACUUGUCCUUUUUGUGCCAUUUAUUCCAAUUUCUGAAACUUAUUUAUCGUAAA